This is a messenger RNA of Varanus komodoensis (Komodo dragon), 516 nucleotides long. Its product is annotated as regenerating islet-derived protein 3-gamma-like. The record is from RefSeq and is a predicted model, not a curated record. The transcript has 5 exons. The coding region runs from base 1 to 516 and encodes 171 amino acids. Lineage: Eukaryota; Metazoa; Chordata; Lepidosauria; Squamata; Varanidae. Gene Ontology annotation, molecular function: signaling receptor activity; oligosaccharide binding; peptidoglycan binding. Gene Ontology annotation, biological process: positive regulation of cell population proliferation; venom-mediated disruption of cell wall in another organism; antimicrobial humoral immune response mediated by antimicrobial peptide.
AUGCCCAUGAACUGGGCAGAAAGAGCCAGAACUGAAGCGGGGCUCAAGCAGCCCGCGGCCGACCAGGCCCAGCCGGCUCCGCGGGCCAAGUGCCCCCCGGGGGUCCUCUACUUCGGGAAUAGCUGCUAUGAGCUUUUUCAAAUUGCAGACACGUGGGAGUCUGCGGAGGCCGAGUGCCAGUUCCACCGGGAGGGGGCGCAGCUGGCCUCCAUUCUCACCGGCGCAGAGGAGCGGGCCCUUACCGCGCACAUCAGGCGCGUGAGCACGGCCGGCGACGUCUGGAUCGGCCUCAGCGCAACGCGGACGCCGAAGAAGCUGGUCUGGCGGUGGAGCGACGGGUCCGCGUACGUCUCCGGGACGGCCCUGUGGGACAACAGGGUCCCCAGCACCACUGUGUCCACCCUGGAGUGCAUCUCUCUUACCAACGUGCAGAACCCCGCAAAUACUUCCAGGUGGCUGCAGCGCAUGUGCGCCACCGCCUUGCCGUACGUUUGCAAGUACAAAGCGGGCUUCUAG